AUGGCCCCUCCUACUCCUACCUCCAACGCCUUUGCCGCCAUGAGGGACUUCGGUGGCACUGUGUCCUCCGCCCUUCCCUCCGGCGACAGAUCUCGCCAAGUCUCCUCCCUUGGGCCCGGUACUCUCUCUCUGAGGGAGCCGUCCGUCACUGCCCCUCCCUCCCGCUCCGCUUCUCCCGUCGCCCUUGCUGCUCCUCCCAGAGGGUAUCCUUCUCCCUCCCUUCGUCGCCGUAGGACGCCCACCUUCCGUCCUGGUGAGUCCCCGUCCUCCUCCGAUCAAGACGCGCUCGGUGAGGGCUCGGAGUCGAGCGGUCGACCCGACGUCGAAGAAAAUGACUCUGAUGAUGAUGAGGGUGAUGAUGGUGAUGAUGAGAAGGAUGAGGAGGCUAGGGAUGUGGAUGAGGGUGAGAGUGAGCUAGAAGAAUCUUCGGAUGAUGAUGAUGUGAGAGAGGUGAUGGAUGUAGAGGACGACGAGGUAGAUGGUCCUGAGCCCGUUCCAGCCCCCCACCCCACCCAAAUCGCGGGCCAGAAACGUCCCCGCUCUCUCUCCUCCUCCUCCUCCUCUUCUUCUUCUUCUUCUUCUUCUUCCGGGGUCCUCCCCCCCGCCAAUGCCAUCGCCGCCCGUCCUGCCGCCGCCCGUUCUCCUGCUGCUGCCGUCGUCGCUGCUUCCCUCCUUUCUCGCCAAGGGGAGCCUUCGCCCAAACGGGUGAAGAGGUCAUUGCGGGAAGAAGAGUACUUGUGGGGGAAGGUGAAGUCUGAGCCUGGACGUUGGGUUGCGGUUAGUGUCGAUGAGGUGUGCGAUCGUUGCCGACGUGAGAUUAUCACGUAUAAUCGUCCAAACUGGCCCUGCCUCAAGGCAGUCAGGCCACACAACAAAGCCCUCUGUUGUGCUUCAUGCACAUCUGGUCCUUGCUCCUUCUGUCCCGUCUCCUCUGCUCGGGACAUCCCGCCCCGUCCCUCCGACUCUUCGCCUUUCCCCCCUCCCCAGACUCCAGCGUCUGUCCCCCGUUUGCGGGUACCACCUUCGUCUCUCCGGUCGGUUCGCCGUACUUCGCCGGCCUCCCGCUUGUCACCUCCUUCGCCGUCGCCCUUCGUUCCUGUGGCCGGCCCAUCACGUCUCCCGGCUGCUCCUCCCUCGUCCUCUCGCCGCCCUUCGGCCUCUCGUCCUUCGGCCCCUCGUCUGUCCUCUCCCGUGGCGACCUCUCCUCCGGCCCACGGCACUCGAAGUCGCCGUCCUUCUGUUCCUCCGGCUACCCCAGUGGCCGCCCCUGUCUCCGCGUCCAAGAAGACUCCAAAGUCUUCGUUAAAGAAAUCGAAAGGGAAAUCUAAAGAGAAAGAGGUCGUCUUCGAUGAUGGUGAUGUGGAAGAUGAAAAUACUCAGCGCGCUGGUCCCUCUGCUCCCCGGCUGUCCUUCGUCCAUCCUCGUAUCUCCUUGGACGUUUGUAUUCCUGAGGAUGAAAAGGAAUUCACCACUUAUCGUUCUCUCGUCCUCGGUCUCACCACUCAGCUCGAGGCCACCCGAAAUGAUACAUCUCUCCUGCUUGACUUCUCUUCUCGUCAAGCUAACGCUUUAAAUAACCUUACUGCGGCGUUAGUAGAUGUAGUCAACACUGGAGCUCUGAACGAGGAAGCAAGGACGAGGUUAGCGGACGUCUCUCGUCGAAGUCUCACGGAGAUAGCCGAUGUUCGCCGAAGGCUUUUCGACACCCCCUUCCUCGUUACUCCUAUGGCGUAUGAGCCACCACCAUCCCUCGACUGGUUAGGUUGCCGUAGUAGUUCUCGUGUCCCCGCUUCCGCCCAGACUGCUCUCGACCUCCUCGGUCUUCCCUUCAAGUGUCUACGGACCAUACGAUCUCUGUGGAGGACUCCGAGCAUGCAAGCUGCUCGAGAUGUCCAGGACUUCGGUGACUGCUUUGCGGCUAUGAAUCGGGCAUGGAAUGCUUCUCUCUCUACUGCGUUCCCGUCUGAGACUCUCGAUCUUCCCUCCGCCAUUGGUAGUCUCCCCAGCAAUCCCGCGGGAUCGAGUAGAGCAAAGGAGAAAAAAAAAGGAAAGGGUAAGGGUAAGGAUAGGUGA
Messenger RNA from Tremella mesenterica DSM 1558, 2073 nucleotides. RefSeq lists its product as uncharacterized. The record is from RefSeq and is a predicted model, not a curated record. The coding region runs from base 1 to 2073 and encodes 690 amino acids. Lineage: Eukaryota; Fungi; Basidiomycota; Tremellomycetes; Tremellales; Tremellaceae. The transcript is spliced from 4 exons.